Molecule: messenger RNA, 806 nt
Organism: Emiliania huxleyi CCMP1516
Lineage: Eukaryota; Haptophyta; Isochrysidales; Noelaerhabdaceae
Exons: 6
Coding region: 81-806 (241 amino acids)
Biological process (GO): regulation of Rab protein signal transduction
Cellular component (GO): cytoplasmic vesicle
Source: RefSeq, a predicted model, not a curated record
UCGCCCCGACGACUGGAGGGAGAGGCGGCGGGCGCGCAGGCAGCAGCACGUCACGCGCGUCUUCCCGGACGGACGUGGCGAUGCCACCGGCGGCGGCAGCAACGAUGGCGGUGGUGACAGUGGCGGCGGCGGCGGCGGCGGCGGCGGCGGCGGCGGCGGCGGCGAUGUCUCAGCGAGCGCCAUCGUGUCUGCGGAGACGCGCGUGCGCCGCACGCUCCGUCGGCAGAGAAGCGACGGCGGCGUCGGCUGCGCUCCUGCCGUCUCGCUCCACCGGUGGCUGGAGGCGCGCUGUGCCGCCCGCCAGCUCGACGUGCUCUCGCUGCUCGAGGAGAGCGCCGCCCCGGCCGCCUCGCUCUGGCCGCAGCCGAGCGCAGCCAGCGGCACGCUCGCUUCCGGCGGCGGCGGCGGCGGCGGCGGCGGCGCGCGGGUGGCGGGCGGCGUGGUGGGCAUGGAAGGGUGGGGCGACUGGAGCGCCGCACCUAUGCUCGCGCUGUGCGGCGCCGAGCUCACCGUGCUUCUGUGCGAGGCGGCGGCAGGAGCGGGCGGUCGUCCUCGUGGCGCGCUCGCCCCUCGGCCUGACGUCCGCGGCGGAGGGGCUGCUGCACUGCCUCGCCCCGCUGCAGUGGGCGGGAGGCUACCUCCCCGUCCUACCCGACUGCCUCGCCGACAUGCUUCACGCACCGGUCCCCCUCCUCUUCGGCGUCGUCUCUGCUGACCCGGAGGCGGACGCCGCGCGGAUGAGCGAGGAGCACCGGGAUCUCGUGGUGGCGGCGGUCGGCGGCGAGGCGGCGGGCGGAACUGUCUAG